AUGGCUCGCCCGAGACAUUUCAAGGUGCCUACCCACGUCCGCUUCAUGUUAACUACAGAGAAACUAACCCUGGCCCUCCAAUUAAGACUCAAAUGGCAAUCUGAACGGACAGUGGUCCUCAAAAUAAUCAACAGUAACAAUGCCGAUGAUGCUCGGCACGAGAAGGAGAUUGAAAGCCAUAUCACACAGCAAAAUCCAGAGCACCGUGGCCGCGUGAUUCUACGGACGUGCCUCGAUGACUUCGAAGUAACUAGUCCGGAAAGGAAGCACGUGUGCCUCGUGUAUGAACCGGUGAGAGAGCCUCUCUGGAUUUUACAGAGGCGUUUUGUUGAUCGCGAAAUUCCCUUGCCCAUUGCGAAGGCCUAUAUCUACUUCCUCCUUGCUGGUCUUGAUUAUCUUCACUCAGAAUGCAAAGUUGUUCACAGCGAUCUAAAGCUAGGGAACAUCCUCAUGAGCUUUGAAAACGAAAACAUUCUUACCAACUUCAUAAAACGACAACAACAAAUGCAAUACAAGGUUGAUGGCGAGAGUGGUCGGACUAUCUACCGCUGCCAUAAUGAUUUCGGCGCUCUUGACGGGAGAGAAAUCAAGAAUAUGGUUCCCAAAAUAGCCGAUUUCGGGCUCGCAGCAAGACUCGACAAGCCGUCUACUCGAGGCGGAAUGGUAGGAGAGCAACUUGGCAUCUAUCCUAUCCAACCAGACUUUUACCGUGCUCCAGAGGUAAUCCUUGGCUGCGGUUGGGAUUUUAAGGCAGAUAUUUGGAAUUUUGGUGUGUUGUUGUGGAAUAUCCUUGGGAGCAAGGAGUUGUUCCAGCAGGUACAUGAUGCAAACGGCCAAUACGAUGCAAAGUCGCACCUCGCGGAAAUGAUUGCCCUACUCGGCCCGCCUCCCAGGGUAUUGCUCGCGAAAUCAAAGACCAUGUCAGAGCACAACUGGCCUCAGCCGGUCACAAACGACACUGGCAAACUCUGCAAUAAUGCUCAAGAAUUCUUCGAUGGCCCUUUUUUUAACGCGGAAGAUGAAUUCCGCCAUAAUGAAUUGAUCCCGUCCCGAGGCUUAGAGGACACGACCCCAUUCCUCGAAGAGGAGGAUCGAGAGGCAUUCUUAUCUUUUGUUCGACAAAUGCUCAACUGGCUCCCGGAGAAGAGGAAAACAGCUCGCGAACUGAUGGAUCAUCCGUUUCUCAAACUUGGGGGUUGA
Molecule: messenger RNA, 1200 nt
Organism: Aspergillus thermomutatus
Lineage: Eukaryota; Fungi; Ascomycota; Eurotiomycetes; Eurotiales; Aspergillaceae
Exons: 4
Coding region: 1-1200 (399 amino acids)
Biological process (GO): spliceosomal complex assembly; protein phosphorylation; regulation of mRNA processing
Molecular function (GO): protein kinase activity; ATP binding
Source: RefSeq, a predicted model, not a curated record